This is a messenger RNA of Auanema sp. JU1783, 912 nucleotides long. The record is from the annotation of a GenBank genome assembly. NCBI's taxonomy places the organism in Eukaryota, Metazoa, Nematoda, Chromadorea, Rhabditida, Rhabditidae.
AUGAAAAUUGGUUUUAUUGGUAGUGGUAAAAUGGCUCAAGCGUUAGCUCGAGGGCUCAUCAAUUCAGGACGAAUUGAAGCUGGGAAUAUCAUUGCCAGCUCGCCUAAACAAGAUGUUCAAUUAUUAGAGCAAUGCAAAGUUCUCGGAUUGCAAACUACUCAUGACAAUACCGAAGUUGUUCAUAAAAGCGAUGUUGUCUUCUUGGCAGUGAAACCUCCACACGUCAGCAAGGUUGCAUCAGAAAUCGCUCCUAUACUAAACAGAGAACAGUUAGUUGUCUCUAUUGCAUUGGGAAUAACUAUCCGUAACAUUGAAUCGCUUUUGCCUUCCAAAUCUCGCGUUGUCCGUGUGAUGCCAAAUACUCCUGCCGUCGUGAGAGCUGGAGCUUCAGCUUAUGCAAUGGGAUCUGCAUGUCGCGAUGGGGAUGGAGAUUUAGUUAAAGAUUUAUUGAGCACCGUGGGCUAUGCCGUUGAAGUUCCCGAAAUUCACAUAGAUCCAGUAACUGGAUUGUCGGGCUCCGGUCCAAGUUAUAUGUUCGCUGUUAUUGAAGGUUUGGCGGAUGGGGGUGUUAAGGUGGGCCUUCCAAGAGAUUUAGCCAUGAAAUUGGCUGCUUAUACUUUACUAGGAGCUGCUAAGAUGGUUUUAGAGACAGGAACACACCCAGCCCAACUUAAAGAUGACGUCCAAAGCCCCGGCGGAUCUUCUGUGUAUGGUAUGCACAAGUUGGAAAAUGGUGGAUUAAAAGGUAUACUGAUGGAUGCGGUUGAAGCUGCUACCGAACGCUCACGUCGAACUGGCGAUAAAAAUAUUCAGAAUCGUGACUUCCGAAUUCAGGAACUAAAACGUGAUAGUGAUAUCGAUCGAACUGAAGAAGAUAUGGAUUCAUGUAGAUCUUACAAUUUUUACUAUUGA